Tilletiaria anomala UBC 951 is the source of this 1842-nucleotide messenger RNA. Its product is annotated as amino acid transporter. NCBI's taxonomy places the organism in Eukaryota, Fungi, Basidiomycota, Exobasidiomycetes, Georgefischeriales, Tilletiariaceae. Gene Ontology annotation, cellular component: membrane. Bases 1 to 1842 code for a protein of 613 amino acids. Gene Ontology annotation, biological process: transmembrane transport. Gene Ontology annotation, molecular function: transmembrane transporter activity. The record is from RefSeq and is a predicted model, not a curated record. The transcript has 9 exons.
AUGUCGAGCCUACUCGACAAGAUCACCCCGAAAUCGGGCAGCGCAAAGGAUGGCGCCGACCGCAAGGAGCGGGCCAGCAUGGAAGACGGCGGAGCGACCGUCUCGCACCGACGCGCACAGGACGACGAGCCCGAGUCGCGCUCGUCCCCCUUGCCCGGCUUAGCCAGGGGCGGCGGCGUCGUCGAGGCGUUGGACUUGAUUGAAGAUGACGACGAUAGAGAUCUGGCGGAGCGAAUGGGCCAUAAGAGCGAGUUUGCCAGAGAAUUCAAGUCUCUAUCGACCAUCUCUUUCGCCUUCUCAAUCAUGGGCCUUAUAUCGAGCGUUGCGACCACCUGGAACACUCCAUUCUUGUACGGUGGCUAUGCGACGACGAUUUGGGCAUGGGCUAUGGGCUCCUUCUUCAACCUGUCGCUCGCGACGGCGAUCGGCGAGAUCAUCUCUGCCUACCCUUCUGCUGGCGGCCUGUACUCUGCGUCGGGUCUUCUGGUGCCAAAGAAGUACCGCGCAAUCACUGCCUGGUGUACAGGCUGGCUCAAUUACACUGGCCAGAUCGCCGGUAUUGCAGGGACUGCUUGGGGUCUGAGUCUGAUGCUCUGGGCGUACGCAUAUGUCGCAACCGGCUACACACCUCCCGGCUCGGCCACUCAGUCGAACGGCGCGUACGUCGGCCUGUACAUCGCCAUCAUGGUCGUUCACGGCUUGAUCGUUUCUUUUGACAACAAGUGGCUCGCCAAGAUGACGAGCGCGUAUGUGUUCAUCAACCUCGGCAUCACCGUCGUCACAUCGAUCGUCGUGCUUGCACGCACGCCCGCCAGCGAGAUGCUUACUGGCCACGAAGCGUUCGGCCAGAUUACCGACAACACGGGGUACCAGAGCCAAGCGUUUGCCUUCUUCAUCGGGCUGCAAUGUGUACAGUUCGUCAUGACGGACUAUGACGCGACGGCGCACAUGUCCGAAGACAUCCACCGCGCUUCGUAUGCAGCGCCUGUCGCGCUUUUCUUUGCCGUCGGCGGAACUGGUAUUUUCGGUUUCUUGCUCAACACCGCCAUGGUGUUCGGCUCACGCGGCGUGCUCGACGCGGAUGUCAUGUCCUUCCCCGGCCAGCUGGCCUUUGCGCAAGUCUUGCUCAACCGCGCGGGGCGCGUCGGCUUCCUGAUCAUCUGGCCCUUCAUCAUGGCCGUCGCCUGGUUCGUCAUCACGACUGCGCUGCAAGCCAACUCGCGCUCCUUUUACGCGUUCUCGCGCGAUGGCGGCCUGCCAGACAACAAGUUCUUCGCUCGCGUCAACAAACGCACCAGGCAGACUGUCAAUGCGACCUGGCUCGUCGUUGUCCUAUGCGUGGUUAUGAUCUUCCUCUCCUUUGCCUCGACAAUUGCCGUCGGUGCGAUCUUUUCACUCGCUGCUUGGGGCAUGGAUACAAGCUACCUCAUUCCUAUCAUCUGCCGCCUGAUCUUCCAGGAUCACCCUGACGUUCGGUUCAAGCCUGGGCCCUUCUACCUCGGCCGCGGCAUGCUGUCCACGGUUGUCAACUACACCGCUGUUGUCUGGACGCUCUUUGAGGUUAUCGUUCUCUCCUUUCCUAUUGUCACGCCGUACACGCCGCAGACUUUUAACUACUCAUGGGUUAUCGCCAUCGCGAUCCUGAUCCUUGCGCUCUUGUGGUAUGCCGCCUGGGCGCACCGCCACUACCAGGGCCCGCACAGCAGCAUGUCCAGCGACCAGCUGCGCAAGCUCGGCAUCGUCAGCAGGGCCGAGGAGGCGGACGCGGCUAGCAACCAAGCGCCGUUUUCCGGCAGAUCCCCACCACCGUACCGUAUCCCCCUUGACGAAAAGGCAACUUGA